UUAAGGAGUCGUGGAAUGGUUGGGUUGGAAAGUCCAUCCCACCCCUUCCAUGGGGUGUUCAUCCCGCCCUUCCACUGCCCCAGGGUGCUCCAAGCCCUGUCCAGCCUGGCCUUGGGCACCUCAAGGAUCCAGGGGCAGCCACAGCUUCUGUGGGCACCCUGCGCCAGGGCCUGCCCACCCUCCCAGAGAAUUCCUUCCCAAUCUCCCAUCCAUCCCUGCCCUUGGGAAGCCAAGAAAAACCUUGGAGUUUUGUUCCCAUCCCUACGGCUCUGCCAGGGCCCUAAGUCACGAGCAGCUGCUCCCCCCAAAUCCUGCUUUACCCCUGGAGCUCAUCCCAAAACGUGUGCCGGGGCAGGCUGGUGGCACGGAAGCGCUUUUGGCUGCUGUGGAAAACGCACAUUGCAUGGCUCUCCGCAGAUAGUUACCUCAUUGUGAAGGCAAAAAAAAUGAACCGUGAUACAAGUGUACCGAAUGUCUGGCUGUCGCUGUCAGGUUACUGGUUAUUUAGAUGACUGCACCUGUGAUGUAGAAACCAUCGAUGCCUUCAACAACUACAAACUUUUUCCUAGACUGAAUGAACUCCUGGAAAGUGACUAUUUUAGAUACUACAAGGUAAACCUACAAAAACCUUGUCCCUUUUGGGAGGACAGCAGUCACUGUGGAAUGAGAGACUGUGCUGUUCAGCCCUGCCCCUCUGAUGAAGUCCCUGAUGGAAUCAGAGCUGGAAGUUACAAGUACUCAGAAGAGGCCAACAACCUGGCUGAGGAAUGUGAAGAAGCCAAGAGGCUCGGAGCUGUUGAUGACUCUUUGAGCAAGGAAACACGGCAGGCAGUGCUGCAGUGGGCACAGCACGACGACUCCUCGGACAGCUUCUGUGAGGCCGAUGACAUCCAUUCUCCUGAUGCUGAGUACGUGGAUUUGCUCCUGAACCCAGAACGUUACACUGGCUACAAGGGGCCGGAUGCCUGGAAAAUUUGGAACAGUAUUUAUGAAGAAAACUGCUUCAAGCCUCAGAAUGUAAAAAGACCUUUGGCAUCUGGCAGAGGAGAUGACGGAGGGCACACGUUUUACAAGUGGCUCAAAGGGGUCUGUGUGGAGAAAAGAGCUUUCUACAGGCUCAUCUCUGGCCUCCACGCCAGCAUCAACAUCCACCUGAGUGCCAGGUACCUCCUGCAAGAUUCGUGGUCGGAGAAGAAAUGGGGCCCCAACGUCACGGAGUUCCAGCAGAGGUUUGAUGAAGUCCUCACCAGUGGGGAAGGGCCCAGAAGACUCAAAAACCUCUAUUUUCUCUACCUGAUUGAGCUGAGGGCCCUCUCCAAAGUGCUGCCCUUCUUUGAGCGCCCGGGUUUCCAGCUGUACACCGGGAAUAAAAGCCAGGAUGCAGAGAUGAAACACCUGCUGCUGGAAAUUCUCCAUCUGGCCAAGUCCUUCCCGUUGCAUUUCAAUGAAAACUCCUUCUUUGCAGGGAAUAAAAAGGAAGCUGCUAAACUGAAGGAGGAAUUUAGGCUGCACUUUAAGAAUAUUUCCAAGAUCAUGGACUGUGUUGGCUGCUUCAAGUGUCGGCUGUGGGGGAAGCUGCAGACACAGGGCUUGGGCACAGCGCUGAAGAUCCUCUUCUCAGAGAACCUCAUCGAGAAGAUUCCUGAGAGUGGCCCUUCCUAUGGAUUCCAGCUGACCAGACAAGAAAUUGUGGCCUUAUUUAAUGCCUUUGGAAGGGUUUCAACCAGCGUGAAAGAACUGGAAAACUUUAGGAAUAUCUUAAAAAACAUGAGAUGAAUUCAGUGGAGAAAGAUUUGAGGACAAACACCAUCAUUCCACCACUCUGACUUAAAAACAUGGAAACCACUUGCUGGGCCUCUUGUCCCAUAAUUGUCUGUAACCUGCUGAGGAGAUAUUUUGUACAAGGGGGAAAAAAAAAGCUAUUUUUUUUUUUAUAAAAGUGGGGGCUAUAUGUAAAUUUUAUUUUAUAUAUUAGAAGAUCAUUUGGAAUAACUCUUUGAAAUAUUGCUGUGCUGUUUGGAUGGAUCAGACCCAUGGCCUUGCCUUUGGAAGCUGGAGGUAGGGCAAGAACUGUGCCAUUGAAUAAAUUUGGGGGAAAUUC
This is a messenger RNA of Vidua chalybeata, 2101 nucleotides long. It is a transcript of the gene ERO1A, whose product is annotated as endoplasmic reticulum oxidoreductase 1 alpha. Bases 472 to 1776 code for a protein of 434 amino acids. The transcript is spliced from 17 exons. NCBI's taxonomy places the organism in Eukaryota, Metazoa, Chordata, Aves, Passeriformes, Viduidae. Gene Ontology annotation, biological process: protein folding in endoplasmic reticulum. The record is from RefSeq and is a predicted model, not a curated record. Gene Ontology annotation, molecular function: FAD binding; thiol oxidase activity; protein-disulfide reductase activity. Gene Ontology annotation, cellular component: endoplasmic reticulum membrane; endoplasmic reticulum.